AUGCGAUUACCGCUUAGUUUGAAAAUGGCGAAUAGGAAUUAUCAGGAUGCUGUUCAGGCAUUGAAUUCGUUACAAUCUAACUAUGCCAAUAUUAUGGCUAUCAGAGCAUCAGGUGAUAGGAAAAAUAUGAUGAACAUUUGGGAGAUGCAAGAAUGGUCACGUCGUAUAGGGUAUUCAGUUUCUGACUUCAACAAAUUGAACGUGAUUCAUAUCACUGGUACUAAGGGUAAAGGUUCAACUGCUGCGUUUACGCAAGGUAUCUUGAACCAAUAUAAAGAUACAUUGAGUAAGGUUGGUCUUUAUACUUCUCCACAUCUAAGGUCAGUGAGAGAAAGAAUUAGAAUAAACGGGGAGCCAAUAACUGAGGAAUUGUUCUCGAAAUAUUUCUUUGAAGUUUGGGAUAGAUUGGACGAAACUUCUUCCAAUGAAGACAAGUUUCCUCAUAUGACUGAGGGUCAAAAACCUGGAUAUUUCAAGUACUUGACUCUUCUUUCAUUCCAUGUAUUCAUGCAAGAGGGAUGUGGAACGUGUAUAUAUGAAGUUGGUGUCGGUGGUGAGUUUGAUAGCACUAAUAUCAUUGAGAAACCAACCGUAUGCGGUGUUUCUGCAUUGGGUAUUGAUCAUACAUUCAUGUUAGGGAAUACCAUCGAAGAAAUCGCAUGGAAUAAAGGUGGUAUCUUUAAAGAAGGUGCUCCUGCAUUCACAGUAAAAUCACAACCCAAAACUGGAUCGCAGGUUUUGCAAGAAAGAGCUGCUGAGAGACACACUACACUUUCCGAGGUUCCCAUUUUUGAACAUUUAAAAACCAUUAAGUUGGGCAUCGCUGGUGAUUUUCAGAUUAAAAAUGCAUCUUUAGCUACUGCAUUAGCUCACCAACAUUUGGUUUCACUUGAUAUCUUAAAAGAACCAUUAGAACUAGCGUCAUCUGCCAAAAUCCCUGAUCUAUUCAGAAAAGGCUUAGAGCAAACCGUUUGGGAAGGACGUUGUCAAAUCAUUCGCUCCAAUAACAUUACAUGGUACAUAGAUGGCGCGCAUACCAAGGAAAGUAUCGAAGCUGCCAGUGGGUGGUUUAGGGACGUGACUGCGACCUUCAAUAGAAAAAAAGUUUUACUAUUCAAUCAGCAGUCAAGGGAUGCAAAAGCGCUGUUGGGAUACCUAUAUGAAACUAUCUCUCCCGCAGUAGAAUUUGAUGCUGCAAUAUUCACGACCAAUGUGACGUGGAAGACAGGUAAUUAUAGUGCAGAUUUAGUUUCCUUAAACACAUCUAAAGAGCAAGUUGACAAACUAGAGGUUCAGCAGAAUUUGCAGAAGGAAUGGAUAUUAUUAAAUGAAACUGAACACAGAAAUGUAGAAGUUACUUCAUCAAUCGAAGCUGCUUUGGAUCUAAUCAAGAAUAUGGGUGAACCAGUUGACGUAUUUGUUACGGGAUCGUUGCAUUUAGUAGGUGGAUUCUUGGUAGUACUAGACGGAAAGCCAACCUAA
Messenger RNA from Kluyveromyces lactis, 1482 nucleotides. It is a transcript of the gene MET7, whose product is annotated as tetrahydrofolate synthase. Gene Ontology annotation, cellular component: cytoplasm; cytosol; mitochondrion. The transcript has a single exon. The record is from RefSeq and is a predicted model, not a curated record. Lineage: Eukaryota; Fungi; Ascomycota; Saccharomycetes; Saccharomycetales; Saccharomycetaceae. Gene Ontology annotation, biological process: tetrahydrofolylpolyglutamate biosynthetic process. The coding region runs from base 1 to 1482 and encodes 493 amino acids. Gene Ontology annotation, molecular function: ATP binding; tetrahydrofolylpolyglutamate synthase activity.